Messenger RNA from Vigna umbellata (rice bean), 1797 nucleotides. Its product is annotated as DNA-3-methyladenine glycosylase 1-like. NCBI's taxonomy places the organism in Eukaryota, Viridiplantae, Streptophyta, Magnoliopsida, Fabales, Fabaceae. Gene Ontology annotation, molecular function: DNA-7-methylguanine glycosylase activity; alkylated DNA binding; DNA-3-methyladenine glycosylase activity. Gene Ontology annotation, biological process: base-excision repair; base-excision repair, AP site formation; DNA alkylation repair. Gene Ontology annotation, cellular component: nucleus; protein-DNA complex. The record is from RefSeq and is a predicted model, not a curated record.
GCGUGUGAGAAAGAAAUAAGAAAACCCACACCAAAGUAGGAUCCAAGACGAAGACCAACAAGAGGAAGAAGAAAAGCAGCGAAACUGAAGAGAGAAUGAAGAAAUAAAUGAUUAGAAGCAGUUGGAUUAAAGGAGAGUGAGUUUCAACCAUUGUCAUCGUCAACAUCAUCACAUUACAUUCAUUUCACUUCAACUCGUUCACUUUCCUCAAUCUCCAAUUCAACCUCACACUUAUGGGCGAACACACGCUAGGUCAAGCACAAUCCCUAAUCGAACCUCAACCCCACCCAGCUCCCUCCUCCUCCGCCGCUGGCCCCGACGGCGCUCAGGCGGACUCAGAACUAAACAAUGUCCUUCCGCACGUAAACUCCCCUGCCUCCAAAAUCCCCCUCCGUCCCCGUAAGAUCCGGAAGGUCUCACCGGACCCUUCCACAUCCGAAUCCCUAACCGAACCCUCUAAACCGGGCAAGAGCGGCGGUCGGAGCACCAAGCAUGUUCCGCCUUCGCGAGCCAUGGCGGUGGUGCCGCGCUUAGUGGCGCGUUCACUCUCGUGUGAAGGCGAGGUGGAGAUCGCGCUCCGAUUUCUCAGGAACGCGGACCCUCUUCUCUCUCCUCUUAUCGACAUUCACCAACCCCCAACCUUCGACAAUUUCCACACUCCCUUCCUCGCCCUAACGCGUAGCAUCUUGUACCAGCAACUCGCGUACAAAGCAGGCACCUCCAUCUACACGCGCUUCAUCGCGCUCUGCGGUGGCGAAAACGGCGUCGUUCCCGAAACCGUUCUCGCUUUGACUCCCCAACAGCUUCGCCAAAUUGGGGUUUCGGGGCGGAAGGCGAGUUACCUUCACGAUUUGGCGAGGAAGUACCAGAACGGGAUACUGUCCGAUUCGGCCAUUGUGAACAUGGAUGAUAAGUCACUCUUCACUAUGCUAACCAUGGUCAAUGGAAUUGGCUCUUGGUCUGUUCACAUGUUCAUGAUUUUUUCCCUCCACAGACCCGAUGUUCUCCCCAUCAAUGAUUUGGGUGUGAGGAAAGGGGUUCAGCUUCUUUAUAACCUCGAGGACUUGCCGCGGCCGUCGCAGAUGGACCAAUUGUGUGAGAAGUGGAGGCCUUAUCGUUCUGUUGCGUCGUGGUAUAUGUGGAGAUUUGUUGAAGCCAAAGGAACUCCUUCUAGUGCUGUGGCAGUAGCCACUGGUGCCGGCUUGCAGCAGCAGCAGCAUCACCACCAGCACCAACAACAUGAGCAACAGCAGCAACAGCAACAUCCUCCACAGCCGCAGCUUCUGGACCCCAUAAAUAGUAUGUUUAAUCUCGGGGCCGCCUGUGCUUGGGGACAAUGAUCCCCAACGGAAUUUGUAUCAGGCUUCGUUAGCAGUCGCUCACACGGGAAGUUGCAAAGACACGACGUGAAGUGUAUUUAAUGAUAGAUCUUAGUACUGAGACUUGGACAUUGGGAGCAUUGAAGCAUCAAUGUAUGAUUUGCCUUGUGUUCAAUAAAAGCCAGUGCAAGAUUAAUAAAGGCCACUCCUUACUUUUGUUUUUAUUUAAGUAAUUGUAGUUGUUGGAGGGCUAUGUCAUGUUGUUAAGGCGUCAGUUAGUAGGACUAGACUGAUUAGAGGGCUGUGUUUCAUUGCCUUUGCUGCAUGGUAGUGUGUUUUUUUGGAGUGUCAGACCAUGUGAUGUAAUUAAUGUGUGCAUGGAGUCAUUAUCUUGCAUCCUGCUGCUACUGGAUGAGCCCUAUGCUUUAUGUGUCGUUCUUCUAAUGCAAAGAAAAGUGGGGGACUAAUUAUCUGGUAA